Alosa alosa (allis shad) is the source of this 2417-nucleotide messenger RNA. RefSeq names its product shugoshin 1 (gene sgo1). The record is from RefSeq and is a predicted model, not a curated record. The coding region runs from base 167 to 2251 and encodes 694 amino acids. The transcript is spliced from 10 exons. Gene Ontology annotation, cellular component: nucleus; chromosome, centromeric region. NCBI's taxonomy places the organism in Eukaryota, Metazoa, Chordata, Actinopteri, Clupeiformes, Clupeidae. Gene Ontology annotation, biological process: meiotic chromosome segregation.
UGCGCCUAAUUCGAAUCCUUAGCGAUCGCUAGCUAGCCAUGAAAGCGAAUCGAAGGAGAUGAACGGCCUGUUGUUUAUUGUUUUCACCACCUCACACAUUGAGUAGCUGUACAUUGACCAGAUAUAAACGAUCCAUUGUAGAACCAAGCGCUGGUUGGGCACAAUCAUGGCACGAGAGCGGGCGACGCAGCCCCAGAAAAAGUCUUUCCAGCAGAGUCUGGAUGACAUCAAAGAGAAGAUGAAGGAGAAGAGGAACAAACGCCUUGCAAGCGCGUGCGCGGUCAACAGAGGGAAGCCGAAAGGCAAAACAAAUGGUCAGGUGAAGCCCUUUGUGCUGAAGAGUGUGCAGGUGAACAACAAAGCACUGGCUCUUGCACUUGAGGCAGAGAAAGAUAAAGUGCGUCAAGCCCAGGGGGUCAUACUGCAGCUGAAAAGAGAAAGACAGGCCCUCUUCUUUCAUCUGUUAUUACUGAAACGGACUGCCUUAACAAUGCAGAGUUCCACCCCUGAGCCACAACGACGACUGGAUUCUUCUUCCAGUGGUCUAUCGGGUUCUAAGAAAGGGGCAGGAGGUGAUAUGUGUCCUGACGACUUGGCUAAACAACCAGUUGAGGCUGUCAGCACGGGCGGCCAUUGUCAUGAUAAGAUAUCACCACAGUUACCGGCAACGGUUGGAACAAGGCGUCGACGUAAAACUGGUGGAUGGAGGUCAGAAUGUAUUGACCCAGCUUAUCCACCACUUGCUGCUACGGAGAACGCAAGCACACAGGACCAAGAAUCUCGACUGGUUGAAACUCAGGAGGAGGUAGAAGAAGAAGCUGGACUUCAUGACUGCAGUGAGAUGAUGGAAACUUGUCUUGAACCACAUAAUGUACAGACUAAGGUGCACCACGCCCCUGAGCAGCCCAAAAAGAGAGGUCGACCCCCCAAACAGGCAACUCAAAAACAGACAGCUCCCAAACAGACGGCUCCCAAACCCGCAGCUCGCAAACAGACAGCUUCCAAACAGACAUCUCAGCUCUCCACCGAGGGGAACCAACCCCAAACCCAGAUCCCGGAUCCCCCUUGCCCAGUGAGAGGGAGGAUGUUACAGACAGGCCCACAUGCCCGCAGGGUGGUUGCUGCUCCGCUGAAAAGGCCCUGGGAGAACAGCCGACCUCGCGCGCGCUCCAAGAGUCGAGAUCGCACAGGUGGCCGUGCCACACAGCCACCGCCUAGCAACUCUCAGAAACACCAAGCCCCCAAUAUCAACAACUCCCUGAAUAUGAACGACACGUUUGACUUCGACUGUGAGGAAGCAGUGCACAUGACCCCUUUCAGAGGGGGCCCUAAGGCGGACCAGUGCUCAACUGAAACGGCUCAGGAUCCACCUCAAGAGGACACUCCGAAGACUAACAGCUCGUUGUCUGAGGAUGAGGAAGAAGGUGAUAGCUUGUACAUUCCUAACAGCAGAACAUGCAGGAGGCAGGAGGUCCACAGUCCCCCCAGACGGGCACGCUCAAAGAGAAGGGCUGCGCUCCAGGGGGCUAAUCAAGGAAAGACUGGCCACCGUCGCACCUCGGACAUCAAGCCCCAGACAGAGAGGGAUUCCAGGAGGACAGAAGCCAUCAUUGAUGACCAAACCGAAUCCCCUGACAAAGAAGGGCUCAGAGUCUCAGAAUCCUUUGGCGCAGGAAUCCAGCCUCUGCAGUCUCCUUGUACUGAAUUACUGCCCGAUUCCCCGGUGUUUGUUUAUUCUGAGAAUCUCGACCUGUCAGAGUACAACAAAGCCACUGGUACAGCAGACCUGAAAGAUGAAGGGCCAAGGUCUCCAGCUGCUUCUGAUAUGGAAGAGGAGCUUUUGUUGAUUGAGGACCCCUUAUGUGGACUGCCAAGCCGAAGCCAGUCUCUGGGGCUGGAGCGAAAAAAGCCCUCACUGAAAUUCAGGAGAUGUGCAGGUGGAGCAGUGGUACGGUCAGCGGUCGGCGUGGCUCUGACUGACAUGACCAAUCUCUCUCCAGCGGCCCGGCGAGCCCUCCCUUCUGUUCAGAGCCAUCCGCUCCCUGGCCACUCCCCCGUCAUCCGUAAACGCAGAUGCACUGCUGCUGUUGAUUACAAGGAGCCUUCAAUUAGCAAGAAGCUGAGACGUGGUGAUAAGUUCACAGACACAAAAUUUCUUCGCUCACCCAUUUUCAAACAAAAAUCUCGCCGCUCACUCAAGAGGAUGUCCAGUCUUGGGAAAUAUAAUGAAUCAUUUGUAGGAUGCCAUUGACUGUCUUUCUGUGUAGAUGCACUCUUAACUGUUUGCUCGUCCCCUGUCUUAUUAUCUCUGUCCUUUUUAAGAAAACCAUGAUUUAUUUUACAUGAUUUAUUUUAUAUACAUUUGACCUUGUAUCAUAGCUUUAACAUGAUCAUUAAAGUUUGAUAGACACAUCAGA